AUGGCGUCCACGAGCACUCAGAUAGUCUCUUCGUCUUCUUCUUCUUCAACACCUCCUUGGAGAUACGAUGUUUUUCUCAGUUUCUACGGUAAAGACACUCGCAAGAGUUUUACAGACCAUUUAUAUACGGCUUUGGUUCAAAAAGGCAUUAUCGUGUUUAGAGACGAUGAAAAGCUUGAGCAAGGAAAAACAAUUUCUAAGGAGCUCAUAAAAGCAAUACAAGAAUCCAUGUAUGCGAUUGUUGUUAUCUCUCCAAACUACGCUUCCUCUAGAUGGUGCCUCAUUGAACUUACCAAGAUCGUCGAAUGCAUGAAAUACUCGGGGCUGGAAGUUUUGCCUAUUUUCUACCACGUGGAUCCUUCCCACGUACGAAAAGAGAAGGGGACUUUUGCAAAAGCUUUUGGUAGGCAUAAAAAAGAAAAAGAUCCCAAGAUUGACAUCAAUGAGAUGCAAAUGUGGAGAGCUGCUUUGAGAGAAGUGGGCAAUAUCUCCGGAUGGCAUGUACAUGAUAGUACUCACGAAUCAAAAGUUGUUGAAGAAAUUAGUAGAACGAUAUUUAGAGGAUUGGUUAACUUCUCAAAUGUUUCCAAGGGUCUUGUUGGAAUAGAAUCCCGUGCGGAGGAAAUUAUGAGCAAACUUUGUAUAGGGUUGGAUGAUGUUCUCUUUUUGGGGAUUCAUGGGAUGGGUGGAAUUGGGAAGACAACCAUGUCAAAAUUCAUUUAUGAAAGGGUGUCUCAUCAAUUUGAAGCUAGUUGCUAUAUUGCUAAUAUUAGAGAAGAAACCAUAACUCAUGGUUUACUUUAUUUACAAAAACAACUUAUUUUUGAGAUCCUCAUGGAAAGAGAAAUAAAUAUAUGGAAUGACUAUGGGGCAAGCAGAGUGAUAAUGAGCAGACUACAAAGUAAAAAGGUUUUUAUUGUUCUUGACAAUGUGGAUGGAGAAGAACAACUAAACGCAUUAGUAGGGAGCCAUGAUUGGUUUGGUCGAGGAAGUAGGAUCCUUAUAACAAGUAGAGAUCAUCAUUUGCUAAAUAGAGUUGUGAAUGACACCUAUAAGGUAAAGAAGAUGAAUAAUAAUGAAGCUUUACAGCUCUUUAGUAGGAAAGCCUUCAAGAAAUCCCAUCCCGAAGAAAAUUAUGUGGAAUUGUCUAAGGAAGUUGUGAAUUACGCUCAAGGCCUUCCUUUAGCUCUUGAAGUUUUUGGUUCCUUCUUAUUUGGCAGAAACAUUGAUGAAUGGGAAAGUGCGAGGGAUUUCCUAAAAGAAAAUCCUAACGCAAAAAUUUUGGAUAAACUUAAAAUAAGUUUUGAUGGAUUGGAGCCUCUGGAGAAACAGAUGUUUUUAGAUAUUGCAUUCUUCUUCAAUGGAGCACAUAUGGGUAGCAUCAUACACAAACUAAAAGGUUUGGGUUACCAUCCGAACAUCAAUAUCAAAGUUCUUGUGGACAAAUCUCUUAUAACCAUCUCAAAGUUCGAAACAUUGAAGAUGCAUGAUUUGUUACAAAAAAUGGGUCAAAAAAUAGUUCAUGAUGAGUCUGCAGAGCCUGGCAAACGUAGUAGAUUAUAUCAUGAUAAGGAUGUCAUUGACGUAUUGAAAAAUGAUACUGGAACUGAUGCGGUUAAAGGUAUCGUCCUAAACUUACCUUUAAAGAAACCGGAGCAACUAAAGUUUGAAGCCUUCUCAAAGAUGAAAAAAUUGAAAUUGCUUCAGAUUCGCUGUCAUUACUUCUAUGCAUAUCAUGAUAAUUUAUGCACUAAUCUGGAAUGGCAUGGAGAUGCUUCGAAUUUCAUGCUAAGCAAUGAGUUAUGCGUUAUGGAAUGGUGGCAAUAUCCUUUAGAAUCCUUGCCGACCAAUUUCCAAUCAGACAAUCUUGUUGAGCUCAUAAUGCAUGAGAGCUGCAUCAAGCAACUAUGGGUUGGAGGGAAUAGUUUUGACAAAUUGAAACUCAUUGACCUAAGUAAGUCUCAAAACUUGAUCGAGACACCAAAUUUGAGCGGAGUCCCAAAUCUUGAGGAACUAAAGCUUUCAUAUUGUACAAAUCUGUCCAAGGUCCACCGAUCCAUUGGAUUUCUAAGACGGCUUAAAGGGUUGAAUCUAAUGAAUUGCAAACAUCUCAAGAGACUUCCAGACGAGAUGAUCAGCUUGGAAUCUCUUAAACGUCUUAAUCUUUCUGGCUGUUCAAGACUCAACAAAAUUUCAGAUAAUGUGGGUAAUAUGACAUCUUUGCAAUAUCUUUCUUUGAAUGAGACUGCCAUAAAAAAGAUACCACUAUCAUUUAAGAGGUUGUCGUCUCUUAAAAUUCUCGAUAUAUCUGAUUGCUCAAGACUAGAGAAAAUCCCAAAGAACUUGUUCAGUGGCAUGAAAUGUCUAAAGUGCCUUUAUGUAGGUGGAAGUGCUACAAGGGAAUUUCCGAUAGGUAGUGGACCAGAUCCCAUGAUAAGUCUUUUGCUCCCAAAUUCAUUCUCAUGUUUAAGCUCUUUAAUAGCACUAAGUUUGACUUAUUGCAAUCUAUCAGAUGGAGCGAUCCCCAAUGAUCUUAGUUGCUUAUCCUGCCUUUAUUAUUUAAAUUUGAGUGGGAACAAAUUUACAAGAAUACCAGAUAGUGUGGCUCAACUUUUAAAUCUUCAUCAGCUUGACUUGGAUGAUUGUAGUUGGCUUCAAGUAUUGCCGAAUCUUCCAUUGGGAUUAGAAGCCUUGAGUGUAGAAAAUUGUCCAUUGCUGGAGUCAUUUUAUAAUAAGCAAAUGGAGAUGUGGAGGAGUUCAAAUGAAAAAUUAAGGAGCAUUGAUUGCUCUGUUGUACAAGCUUAUUUUGAUUAUGAUGGAAAUCCCUUCAAAAUCCUCCAUCUGCAUCCGCGAAGUCAUUUAUGGAGUACAGAAAGUCACCAAGAUUUUUCUCCUAUAGCAUGCGGCCCUGCGUUGGUGGGAUCAGGAAUCCCAGAGUGGUUCAACAUUAAAAGCACUAAUUUGUUUGGAACAAUUCAAUUACAUUCAUAUUUGGGCUCAUAUACGCACUGGAAGGGGCUGUAUGCUUAA
Corylus avellana is the source of this 3030-nucleotide messenger RNA. Lineage: Eukaryota; Viridiplantae; Streptophyta; Magnoliopsida; Fagales; Betulaceae. The record is from RefSeq and is a predicted model, not a curated record.